Eubalaena glacialis (North Atlantic right whale) is the source of this 762-nucleotide messenger RNA. Its product is annotated as all-trans-retinol dehydrogenase [NAD(+)] ADH4-like. Gene Ontology annotation, biological process: formaldehyde catabolic process. Gene Ontology annotation, cellular component: cytosol. The record is from RefSeq and is a predicted model, not a curated record. Lineage: Eukaryota; Metazoa; Chordata; Mammalia; Artiodactyla; Balaenidae. Gene Ontology annotation, molecular function: zinc ion binding; S-(hydroxymethyl)glutathione dehydrogenase [NAD(P)+] activity.
AAUGGAUUAAUGUUAGAUGGAACCAGAUUUACCUGCAGAGGAAGGCAGAUUUAUCAUCUUUAUGGCACUAGCACAUUCACUGAAUAUACUGUUAGGCGUGAAAUUGCAGUGGGUAAAAUUGAUGCUGCUGCUCCCAAGGAUAAAGUCUGUAUCAUAAGCUGUGAGGUGCCUACAGGCUUUGGACCUAUGUUUAACACUGCAAAGGUCACACCUGGUUCUGCAUGUGCCAUCUUUGGCCUAAGAGGUGUCGGUCUUUCUGCUGUAAUCAGUUAUAAAGCAGCAGGAGCUUCCAGAAUCAUAGUUAUUGACAUCAAAAGUGAGAAGUUUACAAAGGCCAGAGCCCUUGGAGCCACCGACUGCCUCAAUCCUAGAGACCUAGAUAAACCCAUUCAGGAGGUCAUCGUUGAAAUGACCAAUGGAGGUGUGGAUUUUGCCUUUGAGUGUGUAGGUGGAGCUAAAAUCAUGAGAGCAGCCCUUGACAGCAUAACAGUAGGUUGGGGAGUAUGUAUCAUUGGAGUAAACAUUGGUGACAACGGAUUGAGUGUUUCUGCAGUGGAGCUAAUAAUGGGCUAUACUCUAAAUGGAACAAGCUUUGGUGGUUGGAAAGGUAUCGAUUCUGUCCCAAAGCUGGCUGCUGACUACAAGAAUAAGAAAUUCGAUCUGGAUGCAUUGGUGUCCCAUACCCUUGCUUUUGACAAAGUUAAUGAGGCAUUUGACCUAGUGUACCAAGGAAAAAGCAUUAGGACAGUCCUGCUCUUUUGA